AAAAUGUUUUUUGGAAAAACGAGAAGAUAAUUGGGAGUAAUUAUGGCAAAAUGGUAGGGAUGGCCAGCAUUCACAUAGACUUGCACAAAACGGCCAUCUCCCGCCACAGCAAAAAGGCAUAUGCGAAGGUCUCAUUGCUGUUGCAGACCUCCCAAAAAAUGGUUGAAAAUGUGAGCUUGUCACAUGUAUCUUCUUCACUUUCUCUCCCAACGGAGAUAACAAGAAGCAGGGAAGCCGGGAGACUUCAAUUCAAUGAUCACAUCCUUGUAGAAUAUUAGAAUAAAAAAAGAUCGUUUGAGUUCUCUCCACACACAGUAAAAAUCCAAAAGAGCCGUCCAAGGCCGGCAAAAUCUCUCUCUCCGCCUUCCCCGAUCUUUAUUUACUCUCUUUGUCAAACUCCAUUCAUAUUUAUGACUGUCUUUUCUCUUUGACACUGUCUUUUCUUGGCUAUGUUAUUCAUCACAGAACCAUUAGUCUCUCUCAAGAAAAAAAGGACUGGUAUUAGACCAAGAAAGGCCAUGGGCUGUGUACAGGGAAAGUAUUCAGUAAAUUCAUCACCAACCCCAGGAGGGUUAGAGAAGCUCAAAAUGGAAAGUGGCUAUGUGGGAAAAGGAGAUAUCGCUGGCCAUAGAAGAUCCACUGGGCAGAGAUACUCUGGCAGGCUCCCUAAGCCUGAACAACCAACGAGGAAAUAUAAUGGUGGUCGUGCUGGUAAUGGUGAAGAGAGGAAAUUGAGUGACACAGGUAGAGUGAGAUUUGUGGAGUUUGGCGGGGAGGAGGUAGUGGAUGGAUGGCCCAAGUGGCUAACUGAUAACGUUCCUGGAGAGGUUUUGGGUGGUUUGAUCCCUAAGAGUGCUGAGAAUUAUGAUAAGCUUGCCAAGGUGGGAGAGGGUACCUAUAGCAAUGUGUACAAAGCUAGAGAUAAGGAAACUGGACAAAUUGUUGCCUUGAAGAAGGUCCGAUUUGACACGUCAGAACCAGAGAGUGUGAAAUUCAUGGCACGAGAGAUCAUGAUAUUACAGAAGUUGGAUCAUCCCAAUGUGGUAAAGCUUGAAGGACUAGCCACCUCAAGGAUGCAGUAUAGUCUUUAUCUAGUUUUUGAUUUCAUGAAGUCUGAUUUAUCAAAAAUCAUCUCCCGUCCUGAAGGAAGACUUACUGAACCGCAGGUCAAGUGUUAUAUGCAACAGCUGCUUUCAGGUCUGCAGCACUGCCAUGAUAGGGGAAUUUUACACAGAGACAUUAAAGGAUCAAACUUAUUAAUUGAUAAAAAUGGGAUGCUAAAGAUUGCUGAUUUUGGGCUUUCAAAUUAUUAUUCCCCGAAACAGAAGCAACCUCUCACAACACGAGUUGUGACACUAUGGUACAGAGCUCCUGAGCUAUUGCUGGGUGCUACAGACUAUGGAACUGGUAUUGAUCUCUGGAGUGCUGGAUGUCUCUUGGCAGAGAUGUUCGCAGGCAGGCCUAUCAUGCCAGGAAGAACAGAGGUCGAGCAGCUGCAUAGGAUUUUUAAACUAUGUGGAACUCCACCAGAGGACUAUUGCAAAAAGUUAAAGCUAUCUACAUCCUUUCGACCUCCACGAACAUACAAACCUGGCCUUUUUGAAGCUUUCAGCGAGUUUCCUGAAUCAGCUUUGGGUCUGUUAACCACACUUCUUGCUCUGGAUCCUGCAUCUCGCGGCUGUGCAUCUUCAGCUCUCCAAAAUGAAUUCUUUCACAUAAGUCCUUUGGCAUGCGACUUAUCAGGCCUCCCGGUGAUUAAAAAAGAUGAAGAUGAGCUCACACAAGCUGAUGAACAGAGAAAGCGCAGGAAUGCUAAAAUGAAACGAAGAUCUCAAACAUAUCGUGAGCGUAAGAAAAAAGAUCUGGCAGCUGAAGAACCAAAAGAAGAUCCUGCGCAACCGAAAGAGGAGCCAAAGGAGACUCGUGAAUCAAUCAACCAAAGCCAUGAGCCAGGCAGCAGCAGUACUAGUAGCAACUCCUCUGGAACAAAACCGACUCACCUGUUUGAGAUGCCACCCAAUUUGUUGCAAUCCCGAAUUGCAACUUCUAAGAAGAUGUCUCCAAAAACACAAGGCCAUACUAAUGCUCCCAAGAACAUCAAGAACUUGCCCCCUUUACCUACCUCAAGGACAGGCAGCACCAUGUACAAUGUGAACAAUGACAUGUACAGAUUAAAUCGAGUCCAUAGGUCUGCUUCCACAAGAGAAUUCAGAAAUUCGAUCAAGGGAAGUAGUUAGAAGUACUAUAUGCAGUGGAUAACUAGGCCACGUCGAGCAGUAACUCUUUUUUUUUUUCUUUCCUUUUCUGAGAAUUUUGGAUCAUAUUUGCUGUAUCUCGAAUGUGAUUACUCAUAUUAUUUUUCGUUUUGGUCAGAAAUGCUGAAAAUACACUCGUUCUGCAUAUUACACUAUGUUCUGUAAUCGAAUGCUACCCGUGAACUUAUAUCUAACAAUUCUACUUUAUGUACU
Molecule: messenger RNA, 2468 nt
Organism: Populus trichocarpa (black cottonwood)
Lineage: Eukaryota; Viridiplantae; Streptophyta; Magnoliopsida; Malpighiales; Salicaceae
Product: probable serine/threonine-protein kinase At1g54610
Exons: 7
Coding region: 450-2237 (595 amino acids)
Biological process (GO): protein phosphorylation; positive regulation of transcription elongation by RNA polymerase II
Cellular component (GO): nucleus; cyclin-dependent protein kinase holoenzyme complex
Molecular function (GO): ATP binding; RNA polymerase II CTD heptapeptide repeat kinase activity; cyclin-dependent protein serine/threonine kinase activity
Source: RefSeq, a predicted model, not a curated record